Messenger RNA from Mesocestoides corti, 1392 nucleotides. NCBI's taxonomy places the organism in Eukaryota, Metazoa, Platyhelminthes, Cestoda, Cyclophyllidea, Mesocestoididae. The record is from the annotation of a GenBank genome assembly.
AUGUGCGCGCGUGUUGACUCACGUGCUUCUCUGCGCGCAAGGCUGUGGAGGUCUGGCUUCUUGAAAUUGUUGUACUUUAGCUGGUCACGUCGUAUGGAAAAGCGACUUGUCAUGACUAGCCACCAGCCCCUCCAUCCAGGACCCUCACUACUGAUUGCUUUGGACACGAUCUCCUGCCCUCAAGGCGGCUGUGUGCCUGAGUUCAGUCGCCUCAGCGAUCGAUUGCACUCCCACUCCCCCCUGCCAUCGCCUCUGGGCCCCGAGAGGUGUGUCGGGGUUGACUGGGGCCAAGCGUCGGAAAACGCGAUGCAGUCGGUCUCUGGCAUGCCGUGCGCGUGUGUCGAAACAACAGGCGCACCGAACGGAGGUAAAUACGUAGAUAUCACCCACGUCUGCAUCUGCCGCUACCUGUCUUUUCUACUCUUAAUUCGUUCUGACUCUCGAAAAUCACGAAAGAGAAUUCAUGGAUUCAAACCCCAACACGGCGCAGCACAGACGACUCACAUUCGAUCGAGCACUUUGCCAGCCAACGUGGCCACGGCGGUGGAGGCGUUGGCAAGGCAUGAGGUCACGGGUGCUCGUCUGCUGUGGGCAACUACGAAGGCACGGCGUGACGCUGAGAGUCGCGGCCUUGUGCUAAAGACGCGACAAAACGUGGCAGAUUCUUUGACGAAGGCCACUGGGAUCUCGGUGGGACGGUUAGUGAAGACAAUGGAUGCAGACGAGUUCGCCUUACCAAUCCGGGCGCCCUCUUCACCCCCACAAGACUUGCGAGAUGACAAUUUUGCGAGUAGUGAGGGGAGAGACGAGGCGGGUGCGAUCAGCCACAAAAUUGUCAUGGCGACACUCGCGAAAUGCGCGCCUGACUGCUUGGGCGGGUGGGGCGAGGUGAGACCUAGCCGACGUCACACCACCACCACCGCCCAAUGGAUAGCAGGGUACUUAAGUGCUCACGCCAACCACCCCCAAUCAAUUAAACCUCACAAUGAACUCGGUGAUAAGAUCACCACAUGCGCGGACACGCUGCAGCCGGGUGGCCCUCGUGACUUUAAAAUGGGCCGCGAGGACGAUGGCCGGUUCUGCCUGCCUCAGGGCCCGUCCGCUCUUUUCAUCUUUUCCGCCACCUCCUCGUGCUUUUGCGCUCCCGACCCCGAUCAAGAGGCCCUACGCAUCCUACGUUCUCUAUUUCGUCGCUUGGUUUGGAAUUCAACUGCUGCGUUGAGAAAUGCUACCCAUCCACGCGUCAUUCGGGCAUCAAUCCCGUUCCACCAGCACAAACCAAACACCCACACUUUGGCUGCAGCCAAUCGGGAUCCGAGUUUUCUAUUCAUUCGUGUCGAACCCUCUGUUACUAGCCGCUUUAACCAGAUGGCCGUUGAACUCUCCUUUUAA